GCGGAGAGCCCAAGGUAGCCCAAUGAUGGAUUUUGAUGAGCGUGGUCCCUGCUCGUCUAACAUGUAUUUGCCAAGUUGUACUUACUACGUCUCGGGUCCAGAUUUCUCCAGCCUCCCUUCUUUUCUGCCCCAGACCCCGUCUUCGCGCCCAAUGACAUACUCCUACUCUUCCAACCUGCCCCAGGUCCAACCCGUGCGCGAGGUGACCUUCAGGGAGUACGCCAUCGAGCCCGCCACUAAAUGGCACCCCCGCGGCAAUCUGGCCCACUGCUACUCCGCGGAGGAGCUCGUGCACAGAGACUGCCUGCAGGCGCCCAGCGCGGCCGGCGUGCCUGGCGACGUGCUGGCCAAGAGCUCGGCCAACGUCUACCACCACCCCACCCCCGCCGUCUCGUCCAAUUUCUAUAGCACCGUGGGCAGGAACGGCGUCCUGCCGCAGGCGUUCGACCAGUUUUUCGAGACGGCCUACGGCACCGCGGAAAGCCUCGCCUCCUCCGACUACCCCGGGGACAAGAGCGCCGCGGACAAGGGCCCCCCGGCGGCCGCGGCGACCUCCGCAGCGGCGGUGGCGGCAGCGGCGGCGGCGGCGGCCACGGGCACGCCGGCAACUUCAAGUUCGGACGGCGGCGCCGGCGGCUGCCGGGAGGCGGCAGCGGCGGCGGCGGCGGCGGAGGAAAAGGAGCGGCGGCGGCGCCCCGAGAGCAGCAGCAGCCCCGAGUCCUCUUCCGGCCACACUGAGGACAAGGCCGGCGGCUCCAGUGGCCAACGCACCCGGAAAAAGCGCUGCCCCUACACCAAGUACCAGAUCCGGGAGCUGGAGCGGGAGUUCUUCUUCAGCGUGUACAUCAACAAAGAGAAGCGCCUGCAGCUGUCUCGCAUGCUCAACCUCACCGACCGUCAAGUCAAAAUCUGGUUUCAGAACAGAAGAAUGAAGGAAAAAAAAAUUAACAGGGACCGGUUACAGUAUUACUCGGCCAACCCGCUCCUCUAAAGCUCCAGCCAGUUGGAAUUGGGUGGGGGGCUUCGUACACAUGAGAUUACGUGCAGAUUUUGCCCUUGACAAGGUCAAGGCACACAGUGACUUUUGAAGGAAGGAGGUGCGCAAGAGAAGGGGGCUGCUACAGGGAGAGAGCCCCCAAGAAGGUGGCCUGGGACUCCCUGGGGGCCUCUGUGGUUAAGAUUCCUCACAAUCAUUGGAUUCAGAGAGUUGUGCAGCAGCUGGGAAGAAUGGUUUGGGACCCCUGGUGGUUCCGUCUUGGAGACUGUGGCGCUUCAGGCUGGGUGUGGUCUCCGUGAGGGACUGGGUCUCCCCUGCCAGGCCCCGUGGAGAUCGACCUCCCAGGACCCUCCACUCGGGGCCUGCCUUCCCCCACCCCCAGGACCCCUGCACCAAGAAACUUUUCAACCUCCAAACCCAGUUCAAUUUGGGGACAGGAGUGGGAGGUCAGGGGAGGGUUCCUAGGUGUCCGGAGUGGGGCUGCUUUCCAGAGCCAAUGUGAAAGACAACUGGACUGAGAGGUGGAUGGAUAGGAGGUGGGAGAGGGCUGCUGAUCCCCAAGGAAAAGCAGAACAAAAAAGAAACCUACUAUUCCUGGUGGCAUUCGUGGCUUUCCACGUCUCGGAGCCACUCACCGCACUGUCUCAGGCCCGAGCUGCUUAGCAGUGGCCUCCUGCAGCCCACCUAGUUCAUCCUGUCACUGAGGGGCUUCGUCCCGGCCUGCCACUCAGGCAAGCCUAAAGCCUGGUUGCAGAGUAGACUAUUCCCCAAGGUGGAAGACAUCAAACGGCAAAGAGGCUGCGCCCAGGCCGCUGGCCCCUGGAUCUCUGCAGGAAAUGCCUGUGGAGUGCGGCAGCUUGGCAAAGCCUCUGCCACACUUAAUUGAAGCUUGGAGUUGCUCAGGGGAGGAGCGGGCCUGGCCAGCGGUCCCCAGCUAUGAGGGGCCCAAGUUCUCCAAAACACCCAGUUCUGGUGCCACCCCCUGCCCUUCAAUGCCCCAGAACUGAGCUUGGAAGCUUCCUGCGACCUUCCGAGAGAUCAAGAGUGAUUUGGAAUUAUUUUAAAAGAUAAAUAUUAUAUUAUAUAUAUAUAUUUCCCUGCAGAACCAAAGCGAAUUUCAAAAGAUACACUAUAGAGGGGGAAAAGAGGAUGAAGAAAAUAUUUAAAGGCUCUAUCUGUUUACAGUGUUCCACGGUUAAACUCACUCACUGCUAAAGAAUAUUUGAAUGUACGCUUCAUACAGGGAUGGUGUUCGAAAGACUUGUAAAUAAAGGAACCAUAACCUAUUUUGUUUGAUUUUUUUUUUUUUUACCAUUUGUUGAUUUCCUUUGGGGCACUACAGGGGGUGCAGGAAGGGUGUUUAGAAUGGCCUUUUAAUUUCUUGUGAUAUUUUGAAAGCAUUGGGGGUUUUCUCUGAGGUAGUUCUGCCCAACAGUGUCAGGGGACCUCAGCUGAGAAAGCCAGGCCUCCGCCCCUGGAAUCUUCUCGGCUUCCCUGUGUUCAGCAGCAUCUGGUGGCUCUGUUUGUAACAGGGGUGUUGGCCUGUCUUCUGUUCUCACCCACCACGGAUGUCCGAUGUCGCAGCAUGCAUACAGGCGAUAUGGCACAAGGACAAUAAAGACUGUGGAAACUUGA
Phyllostomus discolor (pale spear-nosed bat) is the source of this 2632-nucleotide messenger RNA. It is a transcript of the gene HOXA11, whose product is annotated as homeobox A11. The record is from RefSeq and is a predicted model, not a curated record. Bases 23 to 991 code for a protein of 322 amino acids. Lineage: Eukaryota; Metazoa; Chordata; Mammalia; Chiroptera; Phyllostomidae. The transcript is spliced from 2 exons. Gene Ontology annotation, biological process: regulation of transcription by RNA polymerase II; anatomical structure development. Gene Ontology annotation, molecular function: DNA-binding transcription factor activity, RNA polymerase II-specific; RNA polymerase II cis-regulatory region sequence-specific DNA binding. Gene Ontology annotation, cellular component: nucleus.